CGCUGCGGGAGCCGCCGCCGCCUUGCACCAUUGCACCAUGUCCGAGCAGCUGGAGCGUUGCGAGCGCGAGUGGCAUGAGCUGGAAGGAGAAUUUCAGGAGCUGCAGUUUUGGAGGCUGAAUGCAAGCUGGAGGGCCGUAUCUCACGAGGGUCAUGGCGUGCAUCAUGGAUUGGAUAAUUACCGUGGGACACAAUGAACGCAGAGACACACAGGAUCUACAAGCAGAAGCUGGAGGAGCUGACGGCGCUACAGACACAGUGCAGCACUUCCAUCAGCAAGCAGAAGAGGCACCUCAGGGAUCUGAAGCACACACUCCAGAGGUACAAGCGACAUUCCAGUCAAGAAGAGGCGGAGCUCAUCCAACAGAUAGGCGCCAACAUUAAGGAGCGGCAGAAUGUCUUCUUCGACAUGGAGGCCUAUCUACCCAAGAAGAAUGGGCUCUACUUGAAUCUGGUUCUUGGCAAUGUGAACGUGACCCUCCUCAGCAACCAGGCCAAGUUUGCAUACAAGGACGAGUAUGAGAAGUUCAAGCUCUACCUGACCAUAAUCCUGCUUCUGGGUGCUGUGGCAUGUCGCUUUGUCCUUCACUACAGGGUGACAGAUGAAGUCUUUAACUUUCUGCUCGUGUGGUAUUACUGCACCUUGACCAUUCGGGAGAGCAUUCUCAUCAGCAAUGGCUCCAGAAUCAAAGGCUGGUGGGUGUCUCACCAUUACGUCUCCACGUUCCUGUCUGGAGUGAUGCUGACUUGGCCUAAUGGACUAAUUUAUCAGAAGUUUCGAAAUCAGUUUUUAGCAUUCUCCAUUUUUCAGAGCUGUGUUCAGUUCCUACAGUACUAUUACCAGAGGGGCUGUCUCUACAGACUGCGAGCCCUGGGGGAGAGGAACCACCUGGACCUCACCGUGGAAGGGUUCCAGUCUUGGAUGUGGCGGGGCCUCACCUUCCUCCUGCCUUUCCUUUUCUGUGGCCAUUUCUGGCAGCUCUACAAUGCCGUCACGUUGUUUGAGCUCUCCAGCCACGAGGAAUGCAAAGAAUGGCAGGUAUUUGUGUUGGCACUCACCUUCCUCAUCCUCUUCCUUGGCAAUUUCCUGACCACACUCAAAGUCGUGCACGCCAAACUCCAGAAGAACGGAAACAAGACAAAGCAGCCAUGAGCCUCCGCACUCCUGUGCCAGGGGUCUUGGGACUUAAGACUGCUGGAGAUUCCAGUCAGCACCCUGGCUGCCAGUCACUGGUAGCCAUGUGCAGCAGCAUCUCAGGGUCCAGCAGCAUCACUGGGAACAGGGCUAAGGCCCUGGUCCCUGGCCAGACACGAGGAAUGUGAAGGCCGCCUGUGCGCACAGUAUUAACCUGCCCCAACUCCCUAUUUAUGACAUAUUUAAUACUGGGUCUUCCCUGCUUCCCCGGACUCUGAGGCCUCCCCUGCAGCCCUGGGUAAUGGCAGUGGCCAUAUCUGUGCCUGUCUUCCAGGGAGGGGCAAAAAGCCUCAGAGAACCCCUCUCUUCCUAUCAUUUGAACCCCUCACUGGGGUUUGGAUGUGCCUCACUGGGGUUGGCUUUAGCCGACCUGCUAUUUACUGUGUCCCAGGCACCUGGUGGAAUGAAACUUUUAGCAUCCUGUGGAGCCCCUUCCCGUGGGCCACCACCUCUGUGUAAGCUCCCCGUAGCCCCCACCUUCUGUGGUGAGGGAGUAUUUAAGUUCUCAGAGAUCCUG
Messenger RNA from Cricetulus griseus (Chinese hamster), 1711 nucleotides. The record is from RefSeq and is a predicted model, not a curated record. NCBI's taxonomy places the organism in Eukaryota, Metazoa, Chordata, Mammalia, Rodentia, Cricetidae.